GAGGCGGUGGCCGCUCGCCAUGGCGCCGGUGCAGUCUCUAGGGUGUUCGGUCCCCGUGCUCCGCGAGCCUGGAAGGCGGGCGCUCGUGGCCUCCGCCCUGUGACCCCGCGGGAUGCGCUCCCAUCCCGUCGCCAGGAUGAAGGGGACGAGGGCCGGGGCCGGAUAGAGCACACAAGGCACCGUCGGAGCCAGCGCACGCUUCCUCCCCAGAGCCUGCGACCAAGAGACAAGAUGUCAUCACAGUUUUUGAAGGCAUCAGUGAAUUUUGAAGAUAGUGUAAAGGAUGACUCAACCAAAAAGAACAAGCCUUAUAAGAUCUUUUUCCGAGAUCUCUUUCUUUACAAAGAAAAUGAGUUGGAAGCCAAGAAAAAGGAAAAACUUAUGAACCGCAGCAUGAAAGUGCACCAGAAGACUACUUUUUCAUCCCGAAUGAAGAGUCGCUCACACCUAAGCAAAAUAGCUUUCCAGCCUGACACAGAGGGUGUCUCAUUGGAAAAUCUGGGGCUGGAUCCAAUGCUUAUUCUGAAAUUAACAGAAACUGCAGACACAAAAAAGACUCUCCAUGAAUUUAUUAAUGACCAGAGAGACAGGUUUCUACUGGAGUACACUCUCUUAACCAAAAGAAAUACAAUUAAAAAACUUGAAAAACACAUCACUUUAAAGGAAAAGCAGCUCAAAAAAGCCGAACAAAAGCUCCAAGAUGACACACUAGCCUUUGAAGAGUUCCUUCGAGAAAAUGACCAGCGAUCUGCAGAUGCUAUGAAAAUUGCAGCCCAAGAAACUAUCAACAAACUCCAAAUGACAAACGAGCUAAAGAAGGCCAGCAUUGAGGUACAGGCAAUGAAGAGUGAAAUAGCAAACACAGAAUUCCUUCUUCAGGAAUACAUGAAAUACGGAUAUUUCCUACUGAAACUGUCUCCAAAACAUUGGCAAAUCCAGCAAGCGCUAAAAAGAUCACACAUACCAAAAAUUCAAUCCAUUAUUCCAAAACUAUUAACAAAAUUACCAUUAAUUUCAAAUAAAACAGACAGCAGCCUGGCAAGUUCUGAGAAGACACUACCUUCAGAUGACUCUAUAAGAAAGAGGAUCCCAGGAAAGCUACGCAAGAAGCCCACUCUCAACCCAGACGCUGGGAAAUCACCCUCAUCCAACCGGCCGGGAAGUGUCAGUUCGGAAGACAGCCUGGAGUUCUUCCUAGAUGAAGACAUCGACUAUGAACUGCUGCCAGAGAUCUAUUUCAAGGAACCAGAAGAGUUACUUCAGGUCCUCACGAAUCUGGAAGAGCAGAAUCUGACUUUGGUCCAGUAUUCCCAAGAUGUAGAUGAAAAUCUUGAAGAGGUAAACAAAAGAGAAAAAAUCAUACAGGACAAAAUAAACAGCAAUAUAGAAUCCCUGCUGGAGCACAAGGAAAUUCUGAAGGCGAACUGCCUGCGAGAAGAGGAAAAGGCAGCGGAAUUGGAACUGCGCUCCCGGCUCUUCAGUUUUGGACAAUUUAAUUCCGAUGCUCAGGAAAAACUGAUAGACUCGCUUAGUAAAAAAAUCAACCAAGUCUACAAAGUGUGCAUCGGCGACGCUGAGGUCGGCAGCCUGAACCCGGUCCAAAAGCUGGUCAAAGUGGAGUCUCGCAUGGUGGAGCUGAGUGACCUCAUCGACUCCAUUCCCAAGGAAAAUGUGGAAGCAAUCGAGAGGAUGAAGCAGAAGGACCGGCGGCAAAAGCUGCGUGAAGAGAAACUAAAAGAAAAACAAAGAUGCCAAGAAGAAAGGCUGAAAGCUGCUCUGGAAAGGGCAGUCGCACGACCAAAGAAAAAGGUGGGAAGACGGCUCAUCUACCGUUCAAAACCACCAUCUGCUAAUAGACAAAAAAUACCUCAGAUCACUGAUACAGCAGCAAAAUCACAGGAGGAAGAGGUAUUUUUUUUUAGUUGAAUGGGAAAGAUACUUUACUACCGGAAUGUUUUUACAGCUUCUGGCUCUCUGUUGGCAACAUUCUGCCCCAUGUGGGACCCUACACAGUUCAAGACUGGUCCUUAACGAGAGUUACUUUCUUUUGUUGAAGCUUCCUGUUACUCAUAAUUAUUCCACAUAGCUAAACAUUUAUAAUUUGAGUUGUCUCAGUUGGGGUACAUACUCAAAAUUACUUUACUGAUGUAACUUAUAUGGGGAAUGAUCAUUUAAGUGCAAUAAUAGUCUUUCCCUGACAACAUGAGGAUUUAAAUGAUGUAUUAGUAUCUCCAACGGUCUGUAAGGAGGUUGAGAGCACUAAUCACUCAUGGAACAUGUCUUCCAACAACUCUAAAAUAGCUGAAGGAAUUUGAGGGGUUUAAACUUAAGUGAAUUCUACUACGUUAUGGUCUCAGAACAUCCCCAGGAGACUGACUUUUAUUUCACAUUAAGUUCUAUUCAAAAGUUUGUUUCCUUAUGUGAACAAUCUUAUGUGUUAAGUCUAAAUGUCACUUCAGGAUUUCUCUGUGCCCUAUCUCUAUAAUUACUUUAAUUUUCAGAUGUAAUUUUAGCUGCAACAUGUCCAUAAUUUAGUUUAACUGAUAUAGAAUAUGCAACCUACUAAACAAAGUAGUAUUAAGAAAACGUUUGUUAAAAGUGGUUUAAAACCAUUUUCAAAGGUCUCAGUUAAUACACAAUGAUAUGAAAAUGGUUGAAAUUCAUCUUUAUAAAAAUCUGUAAAGUACAUAUUUAUCUAUUA
Cavia porcellus (domestic guinea pig) is the source of this 2701-nucleotide messenger RNA. RefSeq names its product coiled-coil domain containing 38 (gene Ccdc38). Gene Ontology annotation, cellular component: centrosome. The record is from RefSeq and is a predicted model, not a curated record. The transcript is spliced from 17 exons. The coding region runs from base 232 to 1926 and encodes 564 amino acids. Lineage: Eukaryota; Metazoa; Chordata; Mammalia; Rodentia; Caviidae.